Messenger RNA from Magallana angulata, 2239 nucleotides. Its product is annotated as multiple epidermal growth factor-like domains protein 10. The transcript has 9 exons. Lineage: Eukaryota; Metazoa; Mollusca; Bivalvia; Ostreida; Ostreidae. The record is from RefSeq and is a predicted model, not a curated record. Bases 49 to 1482 code for a protein of 477 amino acids. Gene Ontology annotation, molecular function: scavenger receptor activity.
UUACACUGGAGAUGCAAUACCACUCUGUGUGAAGUCAUGUAACAGGGGAUGAAAAUGGCCGCAAUACUCAAUGUAUUUCUUUUAUUUCUAUUUGUUUCCAAGACUGUGACGUACACCCAACUUGUCAAUUCCAACACAAUCGCUGUAAGCAGUUCAACCUACCGAAGUUACGUGGCAUCACGGACUGUGGACGGUAAUACCGACCAGAAUCACACAAGUUGUUCUCACACCAAUGUGGGCAGUAGUAUCACAGAGGCGUGGUUACGUAUUGACCUUGGUACAGUCUACAGUGUCAAAUCAGUCAAGUUCUGGUACAGAGGGGACAGGGGAUCAGCGUACUACAACACAUUACGACUCCGUGGGUACUCUCUCCGUGUGUCCAAUGAUACCACUGUACCACCUCCAGAGUCAUCAUGUUACACAGAUCCAGGAAACGUCAUACUACCGACCAUUGUACAGGAGGACUGUGAGAGGACAGCUCGAUACAUCUGGAUUUAUCAGAACAAUUACCCAAAUAACGACCUGUGUCCAAUGCUUGCAAUAUGUGAAGUCCAGGUUUUCGGAUGUGAAACUGGACAUUAUGGGGAGAACUGCUCAAGUAAUUGUAAUCAUUGUAAGAACAACGCUACUUGUGGCAUACAGAAUGGAGAAUGUGAUAAUAAUGGAUGUGCUAGCCUUGUAUACCAGCCUCCGCUUUGUAAAGAAUGUUAUACUGGACAUUAUGGUGAGGACUGCUCCAUGAAAUGCGACCAUUGUAAAAACAAUGCUUCUUGUGAAAAACAGCAUGAAGAAUGUGAUAUCCUUGGCUGUGCUUACUCUGGGUAUCAGCCUCCUCUAUGUAAAGGUUGUAUUCUUGGGAUGUACGGUCUUCAUUGUGAGAGGAACUGUAGCCGAUACUGUGGGUUCGCUGACUGUGACAGAAAAACGGGCACCUGCUUAGACGGCUGUAAGAGUGGAUACAUCGGGAGUUUCUGCAACCAAACUUGUCCUAUUGGUAAAUACGGACCAAACUGCAGAGAAAUAUGUGGACAUUGUUACAACAACUCAGACUGUUACCAUGGUAACGGGACAUGUCUGGAGGGAUGUGAUCCCGGUUAUUGGAACCAUGAAUGUAAAACACCCUGCGGCGACGGCAGAUAUGGUCAGAAUUGUCAGUACACAUGCAGCGGAAACUGUGUAAAUGGAGAGGCGUGUGAUAAAACAAACGGAAGUUGUAGGUCCUGUGUCGAUGGAUUCCAGGGAUCUAAAUGUGACAGAGAUAUUCGCCAGUCACCAACAGAUUUAAAGAAGGAAAUGGAUAUAGAUCAUCUGAAGAUGGAAAGAAUGAUGCUAGAAAAUCAGAAAACAGAAAAAGAAAUCAAGAGGCUGGAGGCAGAGACAGAGGUUCUACGUGUUAGAAAGAACGUUUUACUAAGACUGCAAGGAAUACUAAGCGAACUCUCUGAAGUUGUUGUUCAGUUGCUAAAUGACAGUAACAUUUGACCGGUCAAUAUCUUUCAUACUAAAUUUAUUACAUUAGUUAAUAAUUUUUGUGUCUGUUUACGCGUCUGUUAAUGCAGGAUAUGACAUGUUAUGAUUUAAUAGAGUUUAAUUCACUAUAAUGGCAGAUCAAGUAGUGAAAACGAAUCAAUGCAUUUAUUGCUACUCAAUAUAUCUCCAAAAUAUGUAUUUCAGAGCCCUUGCAUUUCAUAUUCACCUCUGAAAUCAACUUAUUACGCAGAUUAAAAUGAGUGACCAUUUCUUCGUUAAAAUGUAAAGGAUUUCUUAAGGAACUUAUUUGUUAUUAGGAGCUGCUGAUUAGGAUGGUCUUGAACACACACAAUUCGAUACCUCGCAUGGUUUGGUAUCACGGCUUGAUAGAUUUUGUCAUUCUUCGCAUUUAUCUUAUUUAUAAGAAUAAAAAAUCAAACGACUCAGCUAUAAAAUACUCCCUGGUGUUUUAAUUUCUUUGAUUAGAAUAUAUGCUCCUGUGUGUUAGGAAAAUGACACUAUAAUCCACACAAUUUGUCUACCAUGUAACUGUGAUAUGAUGUAUCGUAAAGCAUGCUUUAUUUUUUUUGAGUUAUCUGAAAAAGUCAUGUAUUUACCUACAUUUUUAUACUUCAUUCUAUCGUCCACAUUUUUAACAGCGUAAUGUCUUUCAGGAUAUACAGUGUUUAAGUACUGCAUGCUUUCAUAAUGGUGCAUGCUAUUUUUUGUUGUUGUAUUUUACAGUUAUCUUAAAAGGGAAUACAAUUAC